CAGAGCUCUCGCGCGUCUUCGUAUUGCCCUUUGACCCCAUGUGGCCAAGCACGAAACUAACAAAUAUGGAGGUGGAUUUCGGCGACAGUGAGCUGUUCGAGCAGUUCAAAGCAGACGCUCCUCUCGCCAAACACAUCAGGUUUACUGAUGAUGAAGAAGAAGAAGAAGAAUCUUCGGAUCUCCGGGAGAGGAUAGAGGACUGUGAGGAGACUAUAACUCGACUGAAGACGGAGAAUGAUGAACUGAAGAGAAAGUUACGUUUUUUAAGUCGUCCUGCAGGUAUCAGCCUUGUCAAUUCAAAAGUCGAUGGUCCUUUAUGCCAGAUUCUCUUCGGAAACAACACUAUCUCAAAACAGAGCCGUCAAGACAUCGAAGACUACAUUGUCAGUCUGAUUCAUCAACACCAGUUUCAGCAGAAUAAUGGCCAACAAGCAUCUGCUUUGCACCCUCAGCCACAGAACUCGAGUUUUGUCAUUGAUGAAAACCAGGGAACAAAUGCUGAAGCUUCAACUGGAAAACACAUUCGAGAUGCUUUCUGUGUGGUGGGGAGUGUGUUGUAUUUCACCUCUUUCUGUCUGGAUAAACUCGGUCAGCCGCUUCUCAAUGAAAAUCCCCAGCUGACAGAUGGCUGGGACGUGCCCAAGUAUCAGCAAGUGUUUGGCCAGGUAAUUGCUCUGGAGGGACAGGAAGUGCAGAUCAAGGAGAAGAGGCCUAAACCAUGCUGCUUUAACUGUGGCGCUGAAGACCACCAACUGCGCGAUUGUCCAAAGCCCAGAGACAUGGCACGAAUCAAUGAGAAGCGAAAAGAGUUUGCACAAGUCAACCAGGGCACCGUUCUGAAUAAACAGCGGUACCAUGCGGACGAGGUGGAGGAGCGCUUCUCUAAGUACAAGCCGGGAGUAGUGAGUAAGGAGCUCCUGGAUGCCCUUGGCAUUGUUGCUAACACACUCCCUCCCUUUAUUUAUCGCAUGAGAGAGCUGGGAUACCCACCAGGCUGGUUAAAGGAAGCUGAGCUGGAAAACUCAGGCCUGAUGCUGUAUGAUGGUAAAACAUCGGGAGAGGAAGACUCAAACGGCCCUAAACAAAAUGUAUGCUAUGAUGUCUCAAAGCUAGUGGAUUUCCCUGGUUUUAAUGUGUCUGCGCCCCCCAAUGUUAGAGAUGAUUACCGAUCAUUUGGUUCCAUCCCAAUGCAGCCUCAACACUUGAAGCCAACGUUUGCUGCUCACUUGUCCAAUAUGUAUCCGGCGCCUGAUUCCAAAUGUGUAAAGAGGUGCCAUGAGCCUGAAUUAACACCGCAGCAGGCCAAGAAGCGGCGCUCGAAUUCAGACUUCUGCGGAAGCUCAGAUAUGGACACAGACUCUGAUUAUGACACUCCUAGACGAGACAGAUUUGAUGAUUUCCAGUUUCAGCCUCCACUUCCUCCUGGCUCUCCGCUCAUUAGCACACCUCCACCCUUACCCCUGGGAACACCUCCGGUCACCCCCACACCACCACCUCUCCCUAAAGGCACACCUCCUGCAACACCGCCUACAAACGCCGGGUCUCCUGUUCUGUCAGGUAGAAGUGGAGCUGGGUGUGAGGAGUCUGAGGACGGGCUGACGUUAGAGGAGCUCGAGGAGCAGCAACGGCUGCUGUGGGCGGCACUUGAGAACGCAGAUAACGGCAACAGUGACUCAGACACCGGGGCCACGGGCACACCUGCCAUCGCCUCGCCCCGGGAGUCUCCAAUAGCUGAGCCUGAUGCUGAGUCAGAGGAGGGAGUGGAAGAAUCCCGGUCGAAGGCUGAGGAGGUCUCUGACCAUGACCUUGAACUUUUAAGCGCGCCUGAUUCACCUGUCGAAGUCCCAGUAAGCAGUGCUGACGAAGACAAAAGCAGCAACGGUCAGGUCAAUGACUCUCUUACUGAAGACACAGGCGCAGAGUCUUAUGAUGAGCUAAUAGUUCUGGAUGAGAUUACUCAAAGUAAUGAUUCUGACCCUGAAAAGAACAGAGUAAGUAACAUUUCUGAAGAAAAGUGCACGCCCACAUCAGAUGCACAAGCAGCUGAAGAGAAUGAAGAACCUGAUUUAAAGAAAGUAACAGGCGUUCCACACCGAAGCAAGUUUGCAGAAGGUAUAAUCCCAUUUGAAGACACCCCUGAGUUCACAGAGGUUGCUGAGGCAACAGGGGUUUACCUAAGGAUUCGAGACUUGCUCAAAGAAUCCCCUCGAAAUCAGGCAAAAAACAAGAACUUAAAUUCUUGACUUCUAGGUUCUUUAAAUGUAUGAAUAGGGAAUAAUGUAUGUGAACUGAACACAUCUGGGUUUUUUUUUUUUUUUUUUUUUUUUUUUUAAUGGGAUGCUCCAAUGGGAUGAUUAUUAACCACAUCUGUUAAGUUGGAUGUCCAUCUUUAUUUUGCAAUUUUUAUACAAAAAAAAAAAAUCUUUCUCCAAAAAAGGUUAGUUAUUUUGCUUGCGCUUUUUAUUAAUUUCACAAAUGACUGCUGUUGUAAGCUAUGGUUUGGACUAGUAUUUUACAUAUGUACAGUUUUAUAAACAACUUCUUUUUGUCCUCUUAUUCUUAUAAGUUGCAAAGAUGCCAGAGGUACACCCAGUUUUUUUUCCCUGCCAUGUGAGAGGAACUUUUCAAAUUGGCCAUCAUUAAUGGUAUACAUUUUCAGUGUAUUAUUUUUAACACUAAAUUAUUUUUAAGGCUAUCUUUUUACAAGGUCUAUCCUGAACUGCUUUUAUUAUGGCCAAAAUCCAGCUGUUUGAGGGAUCAUAAAAAAUAAAAGGCUGUUUUCACUUUUAUAGUUA
Tachysurus vachellii is the source of this 2795-nucleotide messenger RNA. It is a transcript of the gene zcchc8, whose product is annotated as zinc finger, CCHC domain containing 8. Lineage: Eukaryota; Metazoa; Chordata; Actinopteri; Siluriformes; Bagridae. Bases 39 to 2243 code for a protein of 734 amino acids. The transcript is spliced from 14 exons. Gene Ontology annotation, cellular component: catalytic step 2 spliceosome. Gene Ontology annotation, molecular function: RNA binding; zinc ion binding. The record is from RefSeq and is a predicted model, not a curated record.